AUGAAGGACGACUCAUGCGUCAGUGGGUAUGAACACAGCAUCAUGUUGAACCUCCAUCAGUCACGACAUUUAGCUGCUCUAUACUUACGCUGGGGAGACAUGUUCCCGUCAUGUUCACCCUUUACUGCGAAGAGCACCACUCCCCCAUAAAAUCUGGACCACCAGAUGACCAGAAAUGAGCUCUGGGACUUACAUCUGGAGGCUUUGAUGAGAUCGCAAAAGGCCCCACUGAGCGCUCUACAACCGACGGCCCUGUUCGUGCUGCAGGUUGGCAUUGGCAUGUCGGUGGCGGGCGGCGGUCUUCCAGAUGUUUACCACACCAUGCAGCUGCACUUCACUGGGGGCGGCGCACCAACAGGCUUCGGAGGCCACGACGGUGACAGACGGCAGAUACCCGAUGGACGUAUUGACCGUUACUACGGCAGCCUCACCACCCCUCCAUGUUCUCAGCGGCUUGUAUGGACUCUGUAUGAAGUCCCCAUCUACAUUUCAUGGUCCCCAAGUACUUACCUCAACAAGAUCUUCUCCAGCAGAUGGAAGAUGCCAGAGCAGGUGACACCUCUGCAGAACAACUUCAGACACAUCCACCCCGACCUCAGUCGCAUCGUCUCUGUGUCCAAAAGUGGCAGACUCCUCACAGGGACGGCCCGUCGUCCCCUCCAGGUCAGCUCUGUCAGUCUUCAAAUCGUUUUGCUGGGAAAGCUUCGUCUCCAGACUUUAGGUUUAAGGUUCAAAUAG
Molecule: messenger RNA, 738 nt
Organism: Morone saxatilis (striped sea-bass)
Lineage: Eukaryota; Metazoa; Chordata; Actinopteri; Moronidae
Gene: car15
Product: carbonic anhydrase 15
Source: RefSeq, a predicted model, not a curated record